AUGCCGGAAGUCUUUAAUAUAAUCAAGCGUCAAACGACGGCCUUUGAGGGCCAGAAACCUGGCACAAGCGGUUUGCGCAAGCCCGUUUCCACUUUCCAACAGCCAAACUACACGGAAAAUUUUGUUCAGGCCAUUCUGACAGUUGCAAUGAAGGAUGCUAAGCCAGGCGAGCCCUUUGUUCUUAUCGUCGGCGGUGACGGACGCUUCUUCCUGCGCCAGUGUCUGCUUGACGUAAUCGUCCCUCUGUGCGCCGCAAAUGGGGUAAGUUUUUUCAGUCUUCCUCAAGGGAUAUUUUUGUUAAAGUCAGUGCCUUCUACUUUAAGUUAA
Messenger RNA from Dibothriocephalus latus, 327 nucleotides. The record is from the annotation of a GenBank genome assembly. Lineage: Eukaryota; Metazoa; Platyhelminthes; Cestoda; Diphyllobothriidea; Diphyllobothriidae.